UAUAUAUAUUAAUAAAAAGAGAGAGGAAGAGAGAGAGAGAGAGAGAGAGGGGUUAUAGACAAGACAGGAUAGAUUAAAUAGAUACGUACGAGAUAACUUCGAGGAAGCUGCUCAACGAAAAAAACAAAAUAAGAAAAACAAAAGAGAAGAAAAAGAAAGGAACAGUGUGUGUGAGAGAGAAAGAUAGACACGGACAUAGAUAAAGAUAGAUAGAUAGAUAGUAGAUAAAUAGUUAGAGAGAGAGAGAGAGAGAAAGAGAGAGAGAGAGAGAGAAGGAGAGGGAAGGAACUGGCAGCAAAUCGAAAUUUCCUCGCUCUCUCGCUUCCACCUUUGGUACCGAGGGCAUACCACGUGACCAUUCGCGAACGGUAUCGAAGUGAAUCUCGUUACGGAGUGCGGAGACACGCUGCGGAGAAUUAGUCGAGUGCGAGAGAGAUCGAUUACGUUCAUAACCUCGAACCUUCGUCGUUUACGCCCUUCGUCGUCGUCUUUUUAUUCCUUAUUACUUAUUCUUUCGUAUUAUUUUUAUAUAUACAUAUAUAUAUAUAUACAUACAUACACACAUAUAUAUAUAUAUAUAUAUAUAUAUACAUAUAUUUUAUUUUCGGCCGGUUAUUAACGCCGGUGAAUUAAGCAUUGCAAAGAGUGUUUGUGUAAAUUCACGUAGUAAUAUAAAAAAAAUGAACUCGACGAAGGUGUCGUCGUCAUCGUCGUUGUCGUCAUCAUUGACGUCGACUACGACGUCGUCGUCGUCGUCGUCGUGUAACAGCAUGAACGAUCAAAAGAAGAAGAAAAAGGAGAAGAAGAUUGAAGAAGAGGAGAAGGAAUCGUUAUCAUCAUCAUCAACCUUGUCAUCAUCGUCGUCAUCUUCUUCUUCGAUGUCGGGAAUCAAGGAAGAAGAAAUAAGGAAGCUCGAGAUCGUCACAGAAAAGGGAGGAGAAAUAGACGAAAAGAUGGAAUCGACGAAGAAAGGAGAAGAAGCUAAUCGAUGCAUUGAACGCGUUCAGAUCGUGCCAUUUAUGCAGUGUGGCUCCCUGGACAUCGGCGAAGAACGCCAGCGUCGGGUCGCUAUGAUGGAGUCCCUCUGUCAGGUUAAUAACAAGACCAACAAUGGCAAUGAUUCGAACAAGGAGAACAACAAUAAUAAUGUUAAUCAUCAUCAACAAAAUAACAACAACAACAACAAUAAUACGAUAACAAACAAUAACAAUAAGAAUAGCGGCAACAAUAAUAACAACAGCAAUUCAGAUUGUCCGGAUCCUCAGCAAAGGCUGGCAGUGUUGAGCUUCGAACAGGUGCGCCGAUUGAACGACGUUAUGGACGAAGUUGUCAGCAUUCACGGUAGGGGAAACUUUCCUACGUUGGAAGUUAGACUGAGAGAUCUCGUGACGGUGGUUCGUAGCAAGCUAGAAGGUGAUCCGAGCAAUGGAGGUGCCGGUAUGAGGGUAAGGGACAUCAGGCUUAACGGUGGCGCCGCAUCUCACGUAUUGGCGACCGAGUCACAGCCUUACAACGAUCUCGACCUAAUAUUCGCGGUGGAAUUAUCGAGCGGCCGAAAUUACGACAAGGUUAAGGCCGCCGUUUUGGGUUCUCUAUUUGAUCUUUUACCGGAGGGCGUUAGUCGCAAACGCAUAACAACGUGCAGCUUGAAGGAGGCAUACGUUAGUAAAAUGGUAAAGGUGAACAACGACGGUGACCGAUGGUCCCUUAUAUCGCUCGGGAAUUCACGGGGUCAUAGGAACGUCGAGUUAAAGUUCGUCGACUCUAUGAGACGACAAUUCGAGUUCUCCGUUGAUAGUUUUCAAAUAGUACUUGAUUCGCUCUUAUUAUUUUACGAGUGCAGCAAACUACCGAUUGGCGAGAACUUUUAUCCAACGGUCGUGGGCGAAUCGGUAUAUGGUGAUUUCCAAGAGGCACUUUACCAUCUUCACAAGAAAUUAAUAUCGACGAGGCAUCCCGAGGAGAUACGGGGCGGUGGCCUUUUGAAAUAUUGCAAUCUCUUGGUCAAGAUGUACAAACCUUCUCAACCGGAUUACAUAAAGACCUUAGAGCGAUACAUGUGCUCGAGAUUCUUCAUCGAUUUCCCCGACAUAAGUCAACAACGGGCGAAACUCGAGAAUUAUUUGUGGAAUCAUUUCGUUGGGCCCGAAGAGGAGGCCCUAAAAUACCAGUACCUGAUGCUAUUGCACAGCGUCGUCGAGGAGUCGACGGUUUGCCUGAUGGGUCACGAACGGCGACAGACUCUUGCAUUGAUCGAAAGUCUCGCAUGUCAGGUACUUUAUCAGGAACAACAGCAACGGCUAACAAAUCAUCAACAAGCACCACCGGGACCACCGGCGACCUAUGUCUAUGCUAACGGCUAUUAUUACGCACCCGUGAUACCUGCCGCGUGUUACACGUGCACCUGCAACUCUUGGAUGGCGUGCUCGUCGUGAUGCGACCCCGCCUUCGUUUUAACCAUCGCCGUCGCCAUUUUUUUCUUAUACCAUACCAACCCCAUCCUCGUUAUCAUCAUAAACGGGUGGUUGAUACCUCGUAAAUGGACUUCUUUAUUGUGUUACCGUGGCUCGUGUGGAAAACGAUGGGACGAAGUGAACGAAAGGAGAUCGAUCGACCACAUAUUAUUCGAUCGACCACAACAACAACAUCAACAACAACAACAACAACUACUACUACUACUAUUACUAUUACUAUUACUACUAUUACUACUACUACUAUUACUACUAUUACUACUACUAUUAUUACUACUACUAUUACUACUACUAUUAUCACUACUACACGUCGGGGUUGGUAAAUCCUCGACGGCGGCGACGGCAACAACAAUAAAAACAACAAUAACAACAACAACAACAACAACAACAACAACAUCAGCAGCAGCAGCAGCAGCAGCAACAACAGCGGCAGCAGUAGCAGCAGCAGCAGCACCAGCGACGACAGUAAUAGCGGCUAUGGCGUCGACGCGACGAUGACGUCAAUGUUCGAGAGGUGGACGUAGACGAUAAGGAAGGGCUAGUACCAGUUCUUGUUUGGUGGAUCGCUUUGGAGGCGAUCCGCCAAAUAAAAUAAAAUAAAAAAAAA
This is a messenger RNA of Vespa mandarinia (Asian giant hornet), 3078 nucleotides long. RefSeq names its product terminal nucleotidyltransferase 5C. Gene Ontology annotation, biological process: mRNA stabilization. Gene Ontology annotation, molecular function: poly(A) RNA polymerase activity; RNA binding. The record is from RefSeq and is a predicted model, not a curated record. NCBI's taxonomy places the organism in Eukaryota, Metazoa, Arthropoda, Insecta, Hymenoptera, Vespidae.